This is a messenger RNA of Hevea brasiliensis (rubber tree), 1107 nucleotides long. RefSeq names its product auxin-responsive protein IAA16. The transcript has 5 exons. The coding region runs from base 144 to 881 and encodes 245 amino acids. Gene Ontology annotation, biological process: regulation of DNA-templated transcription. Gene Ontology annotation, molecular function: protein binding. The record is from RefSeq and is a predicted model, not a curated record. NCBI's taxonomy places the organism in Eukaryota, Viridiplantae, Streptophyta, Magnoliopsida, Malpighiales, Euphorbiaceae. Gene Ontology annotation, cellular component: nucleus.
ACUUUUAUUACAUAAAAAUCUGUCUACCAAAGACAGGCAGGAGAUUUCAAGAAAAAAAAAAAAAAAGGGUUAAAGGGAGGAAGCCGAGACUGGUGUAUUGAAGAAGGCUGAAACGAGGGUUUUCGGCGUAAAUUUAGUGCAAAAUGACUAAUAUAAUGAGCACAGAGCAUGAUAAAUAUGCUACGAUCAAUUUCGAAGAGACAGAAUUGCGUCUGGGGUUACCUUGUUCUGCAGGCAAUGCACAUGAAGGUGAGAUUGCCAAGAGUAAUGGAAAGAGAGGGUUCUCGGAGACUCUAGUGGAUUUGAAGCUUAAUCUUUCCACCAAAGAAUCUGCAAGGAAGGAUAUUGGAGAGGAGAAGAUGAAGGAGAAAGCUGCUGUACUUCCUUCUUCUACUGAUCCAGCAAAACCUCCUGCCAAGGCACAAGUUGUGGGUUGGCCACCAAUUCGAUCAUUCCGAAAGAAUGUCAUGUCUGUACAGAAAAACAGCAGUGAUGAGGCCGCCGGCAGUAGCAGCAGCAGUGCUGCUUUUGUGAAGGUGAGCAUGGAUGGUGCGCCAUACUUGCGAAAAGUGGACUUGAAAUUGUACAAGAGCUACCAAGAACUCUCUGAUGCCUUAGGCAAAAUGUUCAGCUCCUUUACCAUUGGUAACUGUGGAUCUCAAGGAAUGAAGGAUUUCAUGAACGAGAGCAAAUUGAUAGACCUGUUGAAUGGUUCUGAGUAUGUUCCAACUUAUGAAGACAAAGACGGAGAUUGGAUGCUUGUAGGAGAUGUGCCAUGGGAAAUGUUUGUCGAUUCAUGCAAACGAUUGAGGAUAAUGAAGGGGUCUGAGGCAAUAGGACUUGCUCCAAGAGCUGUGGAGAAGUGCAAGAACAGGAGCUGAAGAGGAGUUUUGCUGUUGAUUCGAGAAAUGGAAUCCAUUGACUGAACCUUCAAAAGGAAAAAGCAGACCGGCUCAAGAGGAAUUAAGCAAGGAGUUUGGAUGUCUGUGUACAUGGUUUUUUUUCCUUCAUUUUUAUUUUCUCAUGACGUAUAUGAAUAUAUGAGGAACAUAUUCGGAGAUUUAUUAGGAAUAUCAAGUAAUAAUAUAUAGGAGAUGUUUAUAUAUA